This is a messenger RNA of Folsomia candida, 2919 nucleotides long. RefSeq lists its product as uncharacterized. The transcript is spliced from 7 exons. Bases 1604 to 2878 code for a protein of 424 amino acids. NCBI's taxonomy places the organism in Eukaryota, Metazoa, Arthropoda, Collembola, Entomobryomorpha, Isotomidae. The record is from RefSeq and is a predicted model, not a curated record.
AGCAUACGUAUUUCUAUUGUUUUGUACAUAAACCACUUAUCGGGAUAAAAUGUGACCUUAUCAUGCAAUUUAUUUAUAUUGCAAUUAAUUGGACGUGGGUAUUCAGUGGCCGCGGAAGGGUGGGUGUGGACAGAGGGACAAUGUCCCCACGGUUGUUUGAUGUCCGGAUCAUCUGCCCAUCUUAUACAAACCCCUAUCCUGCAAUGUUAAUGUCCCCACGGCUUCCGCGGCCACUGUCACCAGUGCAUGACUAAUAAGUAAAAAUUGGGCACACCUGCACCGAAUACGUGCCACACCACCUGCAAUUAAUUAGUGACCACUCUUUGGGGGCAUGAUCCCGAUAAUAAAGGACAAUCAGGCCAUGGUUUCUGUCCUCUGGAGUCACGUAAUCAAAAAUUACAAGCAUUAGCGAGGGAGGAUUUUAAAUGAUACGCAUAUUAAAAUAUUUAAUAAAUGAUAACAUUUACAUUUACAUUUUUUUGUAGUACAGAUUAACAUUUUUCUCUGAGAAUUUUAUUCGACAUGUGACACGAUGACGAUAAAAAUAGAAUGUGUAUGUACGUAUUUUCGUAAUUAUGAUGGCGAAUUGGUCAAUACAGGGUCAGACUUUUUGGCGAACCUUUAAAAUAUGUCAAAUUAAUUUUGCAAUCUGUGUGUUGUCAUUUCUCACGAAAACAGUGAUGAUGAACGUUAAAAUUACUACCAUAAAUACAUGGUGUAAUUGAUUUAUGACUAGUUAGCAUGAGGAACAUUGGGCAUUGACAGUGGCCGCGGAAGCGGUGGGGACAUCUGGGGACAUUCCCAUUACAGGAUAGGAGAGGGCGGGGUUUAUAUAAGAUGGGCAGAUGGUGCGGACAUCGAACAACCGUGGGGACAUUGUCCCUCUGUCCCCACACUUCCGCGGCCAUUGAUGAUGGCAGCAAGGGUACAUUGUUCCCGCAGAAAUUCAACAAAAUCGCACCUUUCCCAUUUUAGUAAGUCUGUCAUCCUUCAAUCCAACAAAGCUAAUGCCCCCCCCAAAGUUUAGACCGAAAUUGUAUAAGUGGCACGUCAAAAUAAAAACAAACGGAAAAUAAAUAAUAAUAUUUAUUGGAGCCGUUCACUUCAGUAAAAUCUCACAUGUUUUCUUCCUCCACUCCGAAAUAGUCCGAAAUCUAUAAUGGAUUUCGAAAACAAUGGAGAAAACAAUGUACGAUAAUCCAUUGUUGACUCCAUUGUUUGUAUCUAAUCAUUCCAAAUUCGCCUUUCAUGGACAACUUUACGAUCAAACGCCCGAAAGACUUCAUCGUCAUUUCGUCAUCAUAUCAUCAAUCAUCAUGUUCUGCUCCGAAUCCGAUUUUUUAAAUCAAAAGUUUCACCCACCACCGACAACAAUUGAAAAUUUCUACCACUCAAAAUGAUAACAAGCUCGGUACGAUCUCCGUUUUGAUGGAAAAAAGGCCGCGGUGCCAUAGUCACUCAACCUGAUUUAUCAACAAACAAUGGAAUUUUGACAAAAAAUGUCAAGUUUCCAGAAAAUUUACCAUCACACUCUCGAACGAAACGUUCCAAACUUAUCGAUAUUACACAAAACUAACAGUCUUCCGUCUGACCCAGAUUGUGUAUGGCGCCUAUUUCGCGACCCCUGUUUUCCACCACGACCUUGGCGACGUUUGUCCUCCUUCUAGUGACCGUGCAAGUCGGCGACGUUUCCCCCCAACUGUACACGUAUCUGGAGGACCUCGCCAAGAUCUGGGACCUCCCCCUCUUCAACAUUGAUCCAGACAACAUUGACCUCGACAGGAAUCAAGGUGACGUUAACGAUAACAUUGAAAAAUUCAGACUUGUCACCUGCCUCGCCAAAGUUCCGGCGGUUGCCACCAACUCCUUCCAUGACGGGAAGUGGAUGAUGGAGUGGUACGACUUUUUCCGCAGCGACCACGAGGGGAAUUUUAACCCACAUUAUUUCUGCGCCAACGUCCCCAAUCCGCGACUUAAGGUGGACAGAGAUCUAAAGUUACAACCUGAUCGGCCGGAUAAGGUUUCAAAGGAUGCUGGUUACCGGACACCCCACUCUCGCUUCUGGUUGGGAGAGCCCACUGCUUGGAACUGGUUUCCGAGAUGGAGCAUGUCCGGCUUGUCGAUGGGCGAAGUCAUCCACAUGGCGAAACACAACGAGAACGAUAACUACCCAACAGGGUACAUCUUCCGCGUGGACGUUACCGGAAUCAAGAGCAGGGGGAGGUUUCUCAAGGGCUGGUUCCACCUCAAAAUCACGUUGGACGUGGAUCACAACGUCUUCACGCUGAACGCCACCAGCCCUGUCCCGGUCAUAGAUCGCAAGCGCGUCGCUGAAGUUCUGAACAACAGUGUGGUUGACAAGUUGAUGGUUACGGCGCGAGGAAGGAUGGCCACCUCGGGGAAACCGCGCGCCAUAAACGUACAAGGAAUCAUACGACGCUCCUGGGUCGGCGGAAUUGGUCAGUUCGUUCAGGAUUUUCCUAACUGUGCAGAGACCGGAUAUACGCAGGAAUACGUGACGCAGCAGUUCAUGCCGUGUGGCGUGGUGCAGUACGGAGAGGCCGUGUACGGAAAUAAUUUCUACUACACGCGGACAGCCGACAACUUCACCCGGACCAAGUAUGGCAAGACCCAUUUGAAUAAGGAUGGUUUGACCGAAAUCCAUCUCAACUAUAGGCUGGACAACUCAUUCAGCAACCACUACUACGAUCUGGACUUUGUGGUGAACGGCAUCGUGGCGAAGGCUAACAUAUGGGACAAUCCACCUUACCCGCCCUAUCCGAAACAUGCCGACAAAAUUUUCAGUAAGUCUCGAGCAUUUAGAAAACUGACAAUGGAGGUCUCCCAGCGUAUGUUCUCCGAAUUUGAAGGAAACUAGUGUCAAUCGAUCACAAAUUUAAUUAGGAUGAAAUUUGCUGC